This is a messenger RNA of Aspergillus mulundensis, 561 nucleotides long. RefSeq lists its product as uncharacterized. The record is from RefSeq and is a predicted model, not a curated record. The transcript is spliced from 2 exons. Lineage: Eukaryota; Fungi; Ascomycota; Eurotiomycetes; Eurotiales; Aspergillaceae. Bases 1 to 561 code for a protein of 186 amino acids.
AUGGAGCGAUUAUCGAUCAAUGACCCUCCGAAUGCUACGCCGCCUGCGAACCCGCCCCAGAGGUUCCCUCCACAGGGCAACCUCGGACAAAUGACACAUGGACCGCCUCAACUACCACCACAGAUGUUCACAACCGCGGCGCAAUUGUUAGACUUGACAGAUAGUGCGUGUGACCUUUUCGACGCUGCGCUUCCAAGACUGACAUUAUCCAGAGAAGCUAGUUCUGGUCUUGCGAGAUGGGAGAAAGUUGAUCGGAGUAUUGAGGACAUGGGACCAGUUCGGUAUGGGAACCUCGACGGAAGCGCCGUCCCUCAGCGUCGGCAUACGUUAACAAUUGACCUUGUCGUUCACAGCGAACCUUGUUCUCCAAGACACGAUAGAGCGGAUGACCUCGACAAGGAAGACGAUAUCCCGCCGAACCUCGUAAAAGCGCCUUUCAAGGAAGUCUUUGACCUGAAGAAGAAGGAAGACAACGAACGGAAAACCAACGAUAAGAAGCGGAACAACAAGCUACAAGGGCUCGGCUUUGAGGCCGAACAUAGCGGGGAGAUACUCUUCUAG